GGGCGUGGCCACCUGGAGCCCCGCCUCCUGCCGCGCGCAGGCGUGGGGCCUACAGACGCCCGGCCCGGUAGUCGGCCGGAAGUUCGGCCCGGCGCCUGGAAAGGAGCGGCCCGAGCGAGAACGGACGCGGCCGGGUCCGCGCGGAAUACUGAAGAAUGUUUGUUCCGAGAUCACUGAAAAUCAAGAGGAGUUCUAACGAUGACCUCAAAAGCUGUGUAGGUAAGAAGAAUAAGCCAGAAGCAGAAGACCUUCAGCUGGACAGAGAUGGAGAUAUUCCAGUCCAUGCUUCAGUUACAAAAACUGUCCCGGUAGACGGGCCCGGCAGUGCAUCAAGCCCCUUACCCAGUCCUUCCAGCCGCUUGGCUGAGGCUUGUUUGGUAGGACCUGAACAGGGUGUGAAGGACAGCUUUCCUUCCGAAGAGCCUGUGAAGUCAUUUUCCAAAACCCAGCGUUGGGCAGAGCCUGGGGAGCCUGUCUGUGUUGUCUGUGGCCGCUAUGGAGAGUAUAUCUGUGAUAAGACGGAUGAAGAUGUGUGUAGCUUGGAGUGCAAAGCAAAACAUCUGCUGCAAGUUAAGGAAGAGGAAGAGUCGUUAAAGGCCAGCAGCCCGCAGAGAGCUGCUUCCCAGCCAGAGCCCCCACUGGAUGCCUUUUAUGUCUACAAAGAGCACCCCUUUAUUGUGACCCUGAGGGAGGACCAGAUUGAAACCCUCAAACAGCAGCUAGGAAUCUCCGUUCAAGGGCAAGAAGUUGCCAGACCCAUUAUUGACUUUGAGCACUGUGGCUUCCCUGAGACCUUAAACCAGAACUUGAAGAAAGCUGGCUACGAAGUGCCAACUCCCAUCCAGAUGCAGAUGAUUCCUGUGGGACUCCUGGGAAGAGACAUCCUGGCCAGUGCAGACACUGGCUCAGGAAAAACAGCUGCUUUUCUCCUUCCUGUUAUCAUCCGCGCUUUAUUUGAGGAUAAAACUCCAUCGGCACUCAUUCUUACACCAACGAGAGAACUAGCCAUCCAGAUAGAGAAGCAAGCCAAGGAAUUAAUGAGCGGUCUGCCGCGCAUGAAGACGGUGCUUCUUGUGGGGGGCUUACCUCUACCCCCCCAGCUCCAUCGCUUACGACAGCAUGUGAAGGUUAUUAUAGCAACCCCUGGACGACUUCUGGAUAUAAUCAAACAGAGUGCCGUGUCCCUCGGUGGAAUAAAAAUUGUGGUUGUAGAUGAAGCUGACACCAUGUUAAAGAUGGGCUUCCAACAGCAAGUGCUUGACGUUUUGGAAAACGUUCCUGGUGAUUGUCAGACCAUCCUGGUUUCCGCCACGAUUCCAGGCAGCAUAGAACAGUUUGCAGACCAGCUUCUGCACAACCCUGUGAGGAUUACCACGGGGGACAAGAACCUGCCCUGCCCCAGUGUGCGGCAGAUCGUCCUGUGGGUGGAAGACCCAGGCAAAAAGAAGAAGCUGUUUGAAAUCCUAAAUGACAAGAAGCUCUUUAAGCCUCCCGUAUUAGUGUUUGUGGACUGCAGACUAGGCGCAGAUCUGUUGAGUGAAGCAGUUCAGAAAAUUACAGGUUUAAACAGCACGUCCAUCCACUCAGAGAAGUCUCAAGUAGAGAGGAGAGACAUACUGAAGGGAUUACUGGAAGGAGACUAUGAGGUGGUGGUGAGCACAGGGGUCCUGGGCCGAGGCCUGGACUUGGUCAACGUCAAGCUGGUUGUGAAUUUCGAUAUGCCUUCCAGUAUGGAUGAGUAUGUUCAUCAGGUUGGCAGAGUGGGGAGACUUGGUCAAAACGGAACGGCAAUUACUUUCAUCAAUAACAACUCUAAAAGGCUCUUCUGGGAUGUUGCCAAAAGGGUGAAGCCCACAGGAUCCAUUCUCCCCCCACAGCUGCUGAAUUCCCCGUACCUUCAUGAGCAGAAGAGAAAGGAGCAGCAGAAAGACAAACAGACACAGAGCAACCUGGUCACGGGGGCCAACCUCAUGGACAUUAUUAGGAAACACGAAAAGAGCAAUUCACAAAAAUGAUCUGGUGUACCGCUUCCAGUGGUUUUUCUUUAUGUAUUAUCUGUGAAAUUUCCAAUAACUACUCUAUGAUUGAGUAAAUAAAAAUGUACAAGGAUCCGGGCAGUGCUGGCACACGCCU
Molecule: messenger RNA, 2133 nt
Organism: Onychomys torridus (southern grasshopper mouse)
Lineage: Eukaryota; Metazoa; Chordata; Mammalia; Rodentia; Cricetidae
Gene: Ddx59
Product: DEAD-box helicase 59
Exons: 8
Coding region: 156-2015 (619 amino acids)
Molecular function (GO): nucleic acid binding; RNA helicase activity; ATP binding
Source: RefSeq, a predicted model, not a curated record